Molecule: messenger RNA, 1771 nt
Organism: Stomoxys calcitrans (stable fly)
Lineage: Eukaryota; Metazoa; Arthropoda; Insecta; Diptera; Muscidae
Exons: 3
Coding region: 414-1352 (312 amino acids)
Source: RefSeq, a predicted model, not a curated record
CAAAGUACGUUUGAACAUGAAGUCAUGUGCACCCAUGUGCAGACAUGCGUUCACGUAUGCACAUGACCCACUGUGCAUAACGGUACAUUGAAGUAAGUUCUUAAUCGCUGAUUCCGCCUUGACUUCAUAUUUGUUUACCUGGAAUUGUUGCUUGUAGCUUGGAAAGUUGACCGUUUUCGCGGGGUCCAAGUGACAAGCAACAACCAAAAAAAGAUCAGUCUCGUUUUAAAUCUCAAACCCGCGCAUCGUAUUCUCUCCCCCUCAAAGUGAAAACCCAAGUGAAGUGAAAAACUCUAACGACACAAAGCUACAAAAAUUGCAAAAGGCGCCAACACACAAUUCUGGACCCAAGCCAAGCGCCCACCUACACACACACACACAUACACACACAUCAAAAAAGAAGCUUCAAAAUAAUGGCCGGAUAUUUACCUCGCCCAGAGUCCCCACGACCCGCCAGACCCACACGCCCUCGCUUCGACCCACGGGAACCCAGGUAUCGCCCCGCAUCUUGGCAGUAUGCCUGUGGCCUCUGCCAGGAGGACCACGCCAUACGGUCAUGCCCGCGGUUCCGGCAAAUGACACCGUAUCAGAGAUACGAGACAGUUGAGAGACGGAGUUACUGUCGGAACUGUCUGGCGCGCAGCCAUCUGGCCCCAGACUGCCCCGUGGUCACUGCCUGCCGAACAUGCGACUACCGCCAUCACACAAUGCUGCAUGGAGCCCCACAGCUUAGGGAGACAUACGGCAGCUACAGCCCGCCCCCAAUGGAGAUUGCCAACCCACGGCAACUUGCAAUCGAACCAGCCAACCAGAUGCCCAUCGUCCAAGGCCCUCCCCCGGUCGAGAUACCUUACAGCCGGGCCACUGUUUUUGUACCCACGGCGAUGGUGGAAUUGGCACCCGAGGAGCAGGACGAUUGGGCUGGGGUACGGGUACUUUUGUGCCAGGCAUCGACCAUCACCCGAAUCGCGGCAGCCACAGUAACUCGCCUGGGGAUACCAACGAGAGAGCGCAGAGGGCACCGUCUGGCAACAAUAAGACUUCGGUCAAGGCAUGCGUCGAGGAGGACCAUGUAUACCAUCCGGGCAGUGGUGACCCGGGAUUUGCCGCGACGACCCUAUUCAGAUCCCAUCAUUCCCGACCCCACAAGCAGCCUAAGAUCCCUUUCUUUGGCAGAUGCUGACCCUAGGGGCAACGAACCAAUCGAUGUAGAGGUAGGGGCCGAUGCCUACGCCCACCUCCGGAGGAGUGGUGUUGUACAACCCGGAUUGGGAGCCGUCUUCGCCCAGGAGACAGAUUGGGGAUACGUGUUCGUCGGCCCAGUCACCUCACAGGCAAGAAACCAAAAUUAAAAAGGUAAGAUGUCACUUCGUCACUUGGAGGGGGAGAAUGUUCAAAGUACGUUUGAACAUGAAGUCAUGUGCACCCAUGUGCAGACAUGCGUUCACGUAUGCACAUGACCCACUGUGCAUAACGGUACAUUGAAGUAAGUUCUUAAUCGCUGAUUCCGCCUUGACUUCAUAUUUGUUUACCUGGAAUUGUUGCUUGUAGCUUGGAAAGUUGACCGUUUUCGCGGGGUCCAAGUGACAAGCAACAACCAAAAAAAGAUCAGUCUCGUUUUAAAUCUCAAACCCGCGCAUCGUAUUCUCUCCCCCUCAAAGUGAAAACCCAAGUGAAGUGAAAAGUAAAAAGUGAACAUACAUACAAACAUAUAUAACUAGAGUGAACAUUGCAACAAUAAACUUUGAAACAGUGAACUAAUAUAUUUAAC